Molecule: messenger RNA, 1287 nt
Organism: Arctia plantaginis
Lineage: Eukaryota; Metazoa; Arthropoda; Insecta; Lepidoptera; Erebidae
Source: the annotation of a GenBank genome assembly
AUGGUGAGAAGUGAUGACUUCGUUAAUGACGCAAAGAAUGCAUAUAAUCUGAUAACAACCGAGGAUAAGCCACCUGAUAUUAAAUAUGAAAAAGAGAACUCAUGGGUGGCUGGAGUUCAGAUGUUUAUAUCUUUUUUACUGGCUGGUUUCGGUAUGGUAGCAGCCAGUUUAUUAUUAGAUGUGGUACAGCAUUGGGAAGUUUUCUCCAAAGUAUCAGAAGUGUAUAUCCUAGUACCAGCCCUCCUAGGCUUGAAAGGUAAUUUGGAAAUGACUUUAGCAUCACGAUUGUCAACUCAUGCCCAUUUAGGUCAUCUUGACACUAGUUUGGGAUCACUGGUUGUUGGAAAUUUAUGUCUCAUUCAAUGUCAAGCUGUCCUUGUAGGCUUCCUGGCUGCCAUGGCCGCUGUUGCCAUGGGAUGGAUACCAGAGGGACAAUUUGAUAUUCAUCAUGCAUUGUUGUUGUGUGCCUCUAGUGUGUUGACAGCAUCAUCAGCUAGUUUAGUGCUUGGUAUCAUUAUGAUAGGAGUUGUGGUUGUAUCAAAGAAGUUGAACAUCAAUCCAGACAAUGUAGCCACACCUAUAGCAGCUAGUUUGGGAGAUUUGACGACUUUAGCACUUUUGUCAUGGAUAGCAUCACUCCUUUUUAAAUCAAUUGGCACAAGUGUUAUUCUACCAUCCCUUAUAAUCAUUGUUGGUGCUUGGCUUGUGCCAGUUUGUGGGUAUAUUGCUUGGAAAAAUGAUUUUACUCAGCAAGCAUUAGAUGAAGGAUGGGUACCAGUGGUGUCUGCUAUGAUCAUUAGCAGUGCAGGAGGAUUAAUACUGGAUCAUACUGUGUCUAUGUACUCUGGAAUUGCAGUGUAUCAACUGGUCAUUAAUGGCAUAGGGGGCAACAUGGUGGCUGUACAUGCCUCUAGAUUGUCUACUCAGCUUCAUACUGGACAAAAAGAAGGUUCAGUAAUUGGAAGUACAACUAAGUUGUUGUUAUUAAUGGUCAUACCUGGCCAGUUAAUUUUUAUUUACACUAUAGGAUAUCUAAGAGCUGGACAUACAUCUACUACACCUACAUUCAUAUUGAUUUAUAUGUCUGCAGCUUUAUUGCAAGUGUUUCUAUUAUUAACAAUUAGUCAUUACAUGGUUCGUUGGAUGUGGGGAAUGGGUAUGGAUCCUGACAAUUCUGCAAUACCAUACCUUACUGCGCUUGGUGAUUUAUUGGGAACAGCCUUACUGGGUGUGGCCUUUAGUAUUCUGUUUGCCAUUGGAGAUAGAGACAGUGAUGUAGGUGAUUAA